This is a messenger RNA of Cicer arietinum (chickpea), 1216 nucleotides long. Its product is annotated as transcription factor MYB41. The record is from RefSeq and is a predicted model, not a curated record. NCBI's taxonomy places the organism in Eukaryota, Viridiplantae, Streptophyta, Magnoliopsida, Fabales, Fabaceae.
CUAUGCUAUUAUAACCUAUAGUUUUUUGUCUUGGAAUAUUAACUCAUUGUGCAUUAUUAUGGGUAGGUCACCUUGUUGUGAUGAGAUUGGUGUAAAGAAAGGGCCAUGGACAGAAGAAGAAGAUGAGAAGUUGAUUGAUUAUAUCAACAAACAUGGCCAUGGAAAUUGGGGAUCACUGUCAAAGAGGGCAGGUUUGAAUAGGUGUGGCAAGAGUUGUAGGCUAAGGUGGACAAAUUAUUUAAGGCCUGAUAUUAAGAGAGGGAAAUUCACUGAUGAAGAGGAGAGAAUUAUCAUCAACCUUCAUUCAGUUCUUGGAAACAAGUGGUCGAAGAUUGCAACCCAUCUUCCAGGACGAACAGAUAAUGAGAUAAAGAAUUUUUGGAACACAAACAUUAGGAAAAAACUCCUCAAAAUGGGAAUUGACCCAGAAACUCAUAAGCCUAGAACUGACUAUAAUCACCUCAUGAGUCUUUCAAACUUACUUGGCAUGUCAAAUAUAGGCACUGCUUUUGGCAACAACCCUCUUGGCUUACAUCAAGAUAUCACUCACCUAGCCAAAAUUCAAUUGCUUCAAAAUAUGUUACAAAUUAUGAACACAAACAAUUCAUUUGUAAACAUGAGUAACCCUUAUAACCCUUUAGGCAAUAAUAUUCCUAGCCUCAAUCCAUUCAAUAUGUUUUUGAGUGGAACAAACACAAUUCAAACUAAGGAGGAAUAUGCUAUGUCUAGCUUAUACUCUAAUGGACAAAGUGAAUUAUCUCAGCAGGCUGUUUCAAUAGGUGGAUUAAAUCUACAAGAGAUUGAUUAUAGCAAAAUGAAGAGCAUUUCAUGUGAAAAUCGAGAAGAAAUUCCACUUCCUUCAUUGGUUGCUUCCUCUCCAAGAAAAGGAACAUUCAAGCAAAUAGAAAGUGGUUGUGACAAAGCUCAAACUUCCAAUAACACAAUCUUUGAUGAUUGGGAGAAGUUUCUUGAUGAUGAAUCAAAUGGCUCCUAUUGGAAAGAACUUUUGGACUUGACUUCCACUUCUGCGUCACCAAUUUCGUGGUAGAGCUGGAAUAAUUGAUUAUCUUUGAGUAUACAACAAAUUCGUAUAGUUUGAUUCAUUCAUGGCUUUUUAUUUUGUUUAGAUUCAUUUAUAUAAACUUAUACAUGGGAGGUGUACAAAACAAAAGGAUACACAUGCAUAUUUUAUAUUUAUAUAGAAGGUUGCAAAUCA